AUGGUCGAUCGAAUUAUGAUCCUACCCUUUGGAGUUAUUUUAAUCGUUGUUUUGUUGCUACCAAUGUCAGCAACAGAACCGUGCGACAUGAAAGCUGAUGUUUGCGAAUAUAAGUUUAUUGUUGCUUAUCAAUUGACAAUGGUGAAAGGAAAACAACUUCUGAAAGCUGUGAAUGGUAAACUCUAUCCUGUUGAAACCGUGAAUAUAAGUACAGCGACCCCUGUUCCAGAAGACGAGGUAAUUACAAUGGAUGGCUAUUCAGAGUCUCGACUAGUUGUUGCAAUUAAUGGAACAAUCCCAGGUCCGGCAAUCGAAGCUUACAUUGGCCAGACUGUGAUUGUCUACGUUGAAAAUCACCUAUACGCUAGUGACGUUACAAUUCAUUGGCAUGGAUUGCACCAAAAAGGCACACCCUUCAUGGACGGGGUUCCCUACGUAACCCAAUGUCCUAUAGUCAAUGGCCGUGGACGAUUCUAUAGUCAACCAGGUGUUCAUAACGAAGCGCCUCUUGCUAAAUUCACUGUUAAACCAGGAAAAAAAUAUCGUUUCAGAGUCAUAGCGGCUGGUGCUCUGUAUCCGUUUGAGAUUUCUGUUGAUGGUCACAAAUUGCAGAUUGUUGCUUCGGAUGGUUUUGAAUUGGAGCCAUAUGCAGCAGAUGUUUUGCUUAUAAACCCUGGAGAAAGGUUUGACUUUAUCAUUACAGCUAAUGAAACAAUUGGAAAUUAUUGGAUCCGAGGAAUAACUACGGAAAUUAAAAAGAACCACACAUUUGAAGCUAUUCUUCAUUACGAGGGUGCUCCUGAUGAAGAACCGAAUUCAUCACCAAAGAAUUGCACGCAAGAUGAUCCCUCCGAUACUCCCGAUGUCGACUGUCGUGGUGACCCGAAGAAGAAUUAUUGUAAUGAUGCUGCCUGGACCAAUAGCAACUGGGGUGGUGACAACAUCCCAGGAAUUAAAUUAAAAAGAGCUCCACUGAAGGACACUCUCAUUAUACCGUCGGGUGGCUACGCUGUUAUUCGGAUCAAGGCCGAUAACCCAGGUCUGUGGUUCAUGCACUGUCACAUUGAAAUGCACAGUAUGAUGGGAAUGGCAAUGAUUCUGAAUGAAUCUUUUGUUGAUGUGGUUAAAGCGCCGGAUUAUUUUCCUGUGUGUCGAAGUUUCACACCUGAAGCAAUCAGUCGGAUACCAAUUGUUGCAGAAACCAGUACCAGUAGAGCAUCGGAAAGUACGACGCCAUCAAUUUAUCAAAAAGCUGAAUCUGAAGAAGAUCGAAAAAUUGAAAUAAUGACCUUUGGAAUUCUUAUUGCCGUUAUUUGCGUCCUCUCUUUGGUCAUCAUUGUUUUAAUUUUCGUACUGUCAAAGAGAAGACUUCAAUAA
Messenger RNA from Acanthosepion pharaonis, 1377 nucleotides. The record is from the annotation of a GenBank genome assembly. NCBI's taxonomy places the organism in Eukaryota, Metazoa, Mollusca, Cephalopoda, Sepiida, Sepiidae.